ACAUCCAAAAAUAUUUAAAUAAAUGGUAUUCUAUUAUUAACAGUGCGAUUAAUCAUGUUUAAUUUUUUUAAUCGCUUAACAGCCCUAAUUUCAAAUAUUAAUAAUUCCAACAUGGCCACAUUAGGUUAAGUCACUAAUACAGACUUCCAAGUCUAAGUAGCAAGUAAUUGUCAGACUUGGAAAUAGAAGCUACAUUAUCUGACUCUUAUUCCCCUUCAAGGAGGAACGUUCUCUUUAGAUGUUUGUGUGUGUGUGUGACCUGCUGAAUUGAUAUGAAAAAGCCAGGAGAAAAUACAGCACCCCCUAGAUGAGUCAUAGACACCUUCAGUUUUUCUGUUCUUAUAUCAUGAUCCAACGGUUGGAAGUCGAAGCUAGACAAAUUAAGAUGGGAAAUCAUAAAUAAAUUAUUGACAGUGAGGGUGAUACCAGAGACUCCAUUUUAAAAUCCCUAGAUCCCUGGUUUCCAUUUUAAAUAAGCAAGAGUCAUUCCAUCAAUAGAUGGAAGCUGCAAGUCACAGAGCACUAAAUGUAGAAUUGUCAGGAAAACCAAAUUGGUGAGGAAAAAGGUGUGAAAUAACCAGUGAUUCAGCAAAUUAUACCACUAUGAGGUAAAUAACAGUGGCAGGCUAAAAAUAGAACUGACGGCACAAUAAGGUAAACAAGUAGGAUGAUGUGUCUAAAAAUAGAAUUGAGAAAUGGUAUAAAGGUCAGUGUGUCAGUUAAAAGCUGACAGUUAAGAAGAGAACACUCUCGGAAAAACAGCAGCAGAGGGAGUCUUGUCCUGUCACAGGAGUUGAGCAGAGAGCUGAGAAGAGAGAAGAACUGCUGCCAUCAAUGACCUGUGGAGACUGAUUACCCUCACAGAACAUGGCCAGCUCAGCUUCACCACUAAUUGGCAUGAAAGAUGGAGAGUUCAAAUACAAUCAUCCACAAGCCUUUGAGAGCAAGAAAAACAAUGACUCCAAGUAGUCGAAAACAAGUGGAAAUGCUGAGUAAAAUAAAGAGUAUUUCAGGACAAGAAAAGAUUCUAAACGGCUUGCAUACUGAGGUUCACCACGUUCAGUUAAAUACUGUGGACAUAAACUGCAGAAGUAAUGAUUCUGUAAAAGGAAGCUCACUAACUGAAUCAAAAACAGAUACGUUCCCUGAAAAAAGUGAAAUGUUACCUCAAAAAUUAACAGCCUCAAUACAGGGGUUCAGUGUUAAUUCAAAAGUAAAUGAAGAAGUAAAACAAUGUUCUUUUGACAAAAAUUUUGAUCAAAACUGUCAAGAAGAAUCCCAAGAGCCUCCCCAUGAGAAAUCUUGUAACACAAACUCUGAUGCAAAACAGUUUCUAAAUGCUGGGUGUUUACAAGAUAUACUGCAUAAAUGGUAUGAAAAUGAACUAAAUACACCAUCCUCCAAGCCAAUUGAAGUGCAUUUGUAUUCAAAACCAAAUAACCUACCUAUUGACCAGUUAAAAGAGAAUGCUUGUUUAGAAGAUCCAGUUAACAGUGAUUAUUGGGAUGAAAAAAGAACUAACAAGAUUAUUCCUAUUUUAGAGAAGAUAGACACAACAACAGAAAGAGAGAGUGCAAUAGAAGAGGUUAUUCCCACAUUAAAGAAGGUAGACACCAUAUCUGAUUCAAAUGAUGUGAAGCACAAAUAUAACCUUACUCAUUCAGUUUCCCCCAUACUGCCUGGGAUAGAUAGAAUAGCUGAUGUUUUAGAGAGUAAAACAUCCCAUGGAAAUGGUAGUCCAAAUACUUUACCAGAUGUGGAAGCUACUGUUAUGCUGCAGGAUACAUCACCUGAAUAUAGUAUUGACAAUGCUCAAAGGAAGAGGAUAUGUUCAGAAAGCAAGGAAGACAGUCACUGUAAACGCUUCAAAACUUCUGAUGAAAACAAAAAAGAGAAUAUUUGUACAGUGUCAGAAAAAGAGGAAAAUUUUUUGGGAAAGGUCAAACACUUGAUUCAAAAGCGUGUGGAUAUUUUAAAUAAUGACGUCUUUAACCAUAAACUGGAAAGUUUAAAUGGAAGAGUUGAUCAAACACAAUGUCGAAAAAAACAUGAAGAAAUAGCUAUUACAUUUCUAAAGAAAGUGUCUAAGCUCGAGAGACGUAUUAAUACUGUGAUAGCAUUUCAGAAGAAAAUAUUAUUGAAAAUGGUCACUAGUAAGGCAAAUCUUCCAGGUGCAAACUCGCAAAAUGCGAUACUAAAUAGAACCAAAUCUGUUCCACUGCUUCCUGAUAAUAUAAAUGGACGAUCAGUUUCUUUAGUUAAACAUGUAUCAUCAUCAUCCCAUAGACAAACUGGUUCUACUUCUGAAUGUGUUGCAGAAGAGCCUGUAAGGCAGGAGGGGAAGACCCAGAAAUUGUUCUGUACUGAUCCAAUCACAGGAGGUGAAAAUAUCAACUCUGAUGAAGUUAUACUGAUUUCUGUGGAAAGCAGAAAUUCAACAACUGUAACAACUACAAACAAUUCAGAUGUUCAAAAAAAAUUAGUUUCUACACAAGCAGAAAUUUCCACUGAAGCUCAAUCCAAAAACAAGCGUGCUGAAGAACAAAAAUGUGCAGUGAUUGAUCUAACAGAAGAAGAAAAGCACAAUUUUGAUAAAGGUGAAGGAAAAAAUAAUUUUGUUUAUAGAGAUUCUGAAAAUGAGAACUUAAAAUGUAAUAAGUGUAAGUUAAAAGAAGACCAGAAUUCUGUGUCAAACAAAAGUAAUUCAAAGACAGCAAGCCCCAAAUCAAAUUGCCUUGAGCCACCAGCACAAGCAUCAAAUCGGGUUCUUGAACAUUUUCCACAUCUUCCUCCGCUACCAAGGAUACCUCCAUACCCAGAACUCAAGGAUGGAGUCAGAGACACUGUGCCACCUCAGAAGCCUGAACUGAAACUGGCUCAGGUGCAAAAUCCAAAAGGUAUUGCACUCUCAUGGACUGUUACAGAGAUUGAUCCCAUGUGCGCUCCUGUAGAGAGCUAUCACUUGUUCAUAUACCAUGAACACUCCAAUAACAGUACUGUACCACACUGGAAGAAAAUAGGAGAAAUAAAGGCUUUGCCCCUACCAAUGGCUUGUUCUUUAUCACAAUUUACAGCCUCCAAGAAGUACUACUUUACUAUACAAUCAAAAGAUGUAUGUGGACGUUAUGGACCAUUUUGUGAUAUACAGUCAAUUACUUUAAUUUCUCUGGAAAACUCAUAAGCUACCUCAAUAACUGUUACAUGGUUGUUUCAGUUUGAAAUAUUGUAUUUUUACUUGUAAACAAUCCAGAGCCAAGGAAUGAAUUGUACUACAGACUGUAUUCGCUCAGUUCUGUUUCUUAUCUAUCAUGCCAACUAUCAGUUAUUUAUAUUCUGAGCAUUGUUCUAUACAUUUUGUAAGUUGUUUCUAAUAACUUGACACUGAGAAUUCUGUUUAUAAAACUAAUUUCAGUUCUGUGUUUAGUUUAGUUAUUUUCCUUCUCAGUCCUUCCCCUCCCAUUCCUUUCAAUGGGCAUCAUUACAUGUAGGAUGUACUUGGGACAUAAAGGAAUAAAAUUUUCUACUUGGUAA
This is a messenger RNA of Caretta caretta (loggerhead turtle), 3531 nucleotides long. NCBI's taxonomy places the organism in Eukaryota, Metazoa, Chordata, Testudines, Cheloniidae. The record is from RefSeq and is a predicted model, not a curated record.